AUGUCCUCGUCACCCUUGUUGGGAACAACGCUGCCCAUGGCGGCACGUUCGUUUCCGACAUCUGGAUUUGAACAACUGGACCCGACAGAUCCCAUCGAAGAAGAACUUCUCCCAGGGUACAAGCCUGAGCAGUUCUACCCAGCAAACAUUGGGGAAGUCUUCAACGGCAGAUACCAAGCACUCUGCAAGAUUGGCUAUGGAACAACCUCGACUGUAUGGCUUGCUCGUGACCUCCAGACUUCAGAGGGCCCUUCUGCAUAUGUUUCCCUCAAGAUAUACACAAAUGGCUAUGUCAGAGGUGAUGAGCUUGCAGUAUUACAGCACAUCAACACUGUCUCUGCUGAGACAACACAUCCAGGCCAUCAGGAUAUCCGCAAAUUGCUUGCCUCAUUCGAGAUCAAAGGACCACAUGGCGUGCACAUGUGCCUUGUACAGCAGGCUCUGGGAAUGAGCCUCCAUGGGCUUUUACAAUUUAUCCCCACAAGAUCUCUGAGUUUGGAGUUAUUGAAGCCGUUUCUUCGACAGUGUCUGUUUGGUUUGGAUUUUCUGCAUACAACAGCGGGAAUAAUACACACAGACCUCCAGCCAAAGAAUCUCCUUUUCCCAGUGGAUAGCCCGUUGAUAUUUAGCGACUUGGAGGAGGAUGAAAUCAAGAACCCUUCCGCCCGGAAAGUGCUUAGCGACCGGGUCAUCUACCAGACCAAAGAACUCCCUCGUCCACGUCGGGGCUUCCCUCUCAUUUGUGACUUUGGAGAGGCGACAUUUAUGAACAAGGACGGACAUCCCCAUACCGACGACAUUAUGCCCGAUUUAUUCAGGCCUCCGGAAGUGGUUAUGCGUAUGGCCUGGGAUGAGAAGGUUGAUAUUUGGAGCAUUGCGCUGUUGACCUGGCAUCUCGUUUCUCCUCGCCCUCUCUUCGACCGUCGUAACCCUGAGACCGGAGAACCUGAUGAUAGGUUCAUGAUUGCACACCUUGGGGCACUUCUGGGUCCGCCACCCCCGGAAUUCAGACGCAGAAGCGCUGUAUGUCAGAGUUUCUGGGAUGAGAAUGGAAAAUGGACGGACGCAGUCCCAAUGCCUGAGCUUACACUUGAAGACCUAAGCACGGGUAUCAUAGGGGAGAACAAGGCUGGCUAUUUACAGUUCCUACGCAGGGUACUUCGGUGGCUUCCUGAGGAGCGGCCAACCGUUAGAGAACUCAUUGUUGACCCGUGGCUAAUGGAAGGCCUUGGGGGGAAGAAGGCAGCGGGGGGUUGA
Coccidioides posadasii C735 delta SOWgp is the source of this 1257-nucleotide messenger RNA. NCBI's taxonomy places the organism in Eukaryota, Fungi, Ascomycota, Eurotiomycetes, Onygenales, Onygenaceae. The record is from RefSeq and is a predicted model, not a curated record.